AUGUUUCUUUGGCUCGUCUGCUUGUUCUUUCAACUGGUCCCCGGUAAUUGACGUUGAAAUGCAUUCAUGAUCAUGAUUUGCUUUAUAAUGAAUAUCUCAUAAUCCACCCAGUCAUUUGCCGGGCAAAAUCAGUCGAAUUUUAAAGUUUAUAUGGAAGACAUUUCCGACUAAAAGGAGGCACACUAAAUUUACGUCCCUUUUUGAACAUAAGUUUGCACCACGAAGUGUCAGGACUUUAAAAAGCCCUGGUCUGCGCUUUAUAUGCCGGACAAUAUUAGUGCUUUGGCGGCCUGAUCAGUGUACACCGGUGUACACCGGUGCGGCCGCAAUUAAUAGUCACCCUGCCAGCACUUGGCCCCCUCUUGAAAGGGGCCAAGAAGCGGCUAUGAGGGGGCCAGCCCCCUCGAAGUUUUCUCGUCGGUAAUGCAGUUUACUGCAGUAAACUCGAUACUGAUGAACAAAAGGACACCAAAAUGACUGCUUCUGGCUGAAUCACUUUUACGAUUCCUAGUGACGGCUGGCAUUUAUACACUUGUUUCCUUCCAGGAGACAAAAAGAACCAUCAAUUAUAAAGUUAGCUCAUUUCCGACCCAUAUCCCCAUCCAUUCUUAAUUUAUUUGUUUAGAAACCAAUUUUUCGUUCGAUCAUUAAUAUUAUCGACAACUAAAACGUGCUUCAAUGGGAUCACCCAUAUCUGGCUUUCUUACCGAGUUGACAAUGCGGAAACUGCGAUCUGUCGCUCUCCAAUUAGUCAAUCUUCAGUUGUGGGUACGAUACUUAGACGAAACAUUUGUCGUCCUUAAAACAAACCAACUGGAAAUACUUCACAGCCUCAUCAACUCAGCCAUUCCGGAAAUUAAAUUCACGCUCGAAAGACAAGUUGACAAUAAACUCCCAUUUCUGGAUGUUUUCCUACAGCGUAAAACUGACAGAACAUUACACACGUCCGUUUACCGCAAAGAAGCAUAUGCAAAAAUAUUUCUACACUAUGAGAGCAACAGCCCAAUCUCUCACAAGCGAGUACUGUCAAAAGUCUGCUACAUCAAGCAAAAACACAUUGCUCUGAUUAAAAAGCUGCCGAAUUGAACUAAACUACCUGCUUUAAUUAAUUUCCCAGUAUGGUUACCCUUGAGAUUUCGUACGUCGGUGCACGAGACAAUAAGAGACAAAAAUAAGGGAACCAGAUGGUUCCAAAAAGGCGUCCAAAGUAAACACUUGGCAAAUCCUUCCUUACAUGAGGAAUGUGCCUGAACUUGAAACAUGUCCCAUCUGAGUGGAUUGCUUCUAGGAAUCACGACCCGUCCGUAUUGGCCAAUCCGAAUGUUUUCCCACGUAAAUUUGUACCUGGUGACCAGUGUGUCUAUGGACAUUUCUCCGCCGCUGAGUGAUGUUCGUAUAUACGCGUUAGGACGGAUACCCGGUGAAGCCGCAGUGGACGGUAUCACAAAGGGCACAUGAGAUUUCGCAGACAACUCCUCUUCUACAGAGGUAGCCAACCCUGUCUUUAGGGUGUAUAGGCUGUUUGUAUACGUUAGUUGCUGGUUGAUGUGCUACACGUAUCUGACAUUGUUAGCAGUCUUUCGACUGCAUAUAUGCACUUUCCAAAGAUGUUGGACGACCCCUGAACAUACUACUGCGGUAAACUGAUGUUUGAAGUGUUCCAUCGAUUGUCCGCUUACAAAGACAUCCAGGGAUUGAAUUUGUCUACCAACUUUCAUUUUAAAAGUAAACGUGAUCCCUGGGAAUAUAAAUUUAAGACUUGUAUGAGGUAUAUUUAACCGUUUUUCCUGAAAACGUGGUGUGUCGUAUUUGGGCCAGGUCGUGCCUGUAGCACGAGCAGCCGGGCCCUUUAUCUAUUUCAGCCAAUGCGUCGAACCCCCGCGUCGUUUGUUUGAGUGACUCGGUCGGGAACUGGUGUCAGGAAGAUUGAAGGGAAAAUGAGGUCUACUCCACCAGCGCAUUUUCCCUACUACCAGCAGUCUAACGCGCUUGAAUAUAUUACUUGGCGCCAAAUGCGGUAACUUGGACAGCUGCCAACUUACAAGAUAGCUCGGCCUUCCUCCCAGGACGAAGAUUCAGGCCACAGUGUCUUAUUAUUUAUCUCGCCUUUAUGACAUUCCCACUAAGCAAGUUAGGAUCCGAGCCGCUCCGUUGUUUAAGUGAAAACCCGGUCCUAUGUGUGCGGACCAGGUGGAAACCACCGCGUCCGAUUCCGCUUGCGGUCUUCUUGACUCCGAUCUUGGAUGGGUGGGAAGGGAGUGAGUGCGGCAGGUGCGACGCAAGUAUACUAUCACUCUGAACUAGCUCACUCACAAGUCUCCGUCUCUGCGUUCAUCAUGCUGUGGGGCACACGAUGAACAUCAUCGGUAACGACGGUUGAAAUGUUAUACACGUAUGCGCAAGAUGGAUAUCAACGACGACGAAGGAUUCUGGAGUAGUCAUCUGUUGCUUGCCAGUUUCUGUCAGACAGCAAUAUUUCAACUUCCGACCUGAAUAACCGCGCUCCGAAUGCAGACCCCUCGUAAUUAACUACUAGGUCAGGGUUGUCAGAUUAAUAAGUCAGAAAUGGAGCUUAAGGCCUUCCUUGAUGGGUACCAGUGUCAUGUUAAACCCGGCAAACUGCACCGAAUGUACAAUGUUGAUGGUAGAACGUCAAUAACCAUCUGCCCUAAAAACCCACUGAACCAGUAUAUUAAAAAGUGCUGAAGUGCCUGGCGGAAAGAAAUUAAUCCCAGCAAUUCUCAGCGAAUUUCCGCAAAAGAACGGAAUGGUAAGUGCCAAAAUAUAUGAACGCGUUUAGGUUCGAAAUUGGUGUUUGACUAUGUUCGAUGCUCCCUUUGCUUGGUGCGCCAAACCCUCUAACCUCUAAGUGAUUAGCACACUAGUUCCGUGUACUCAAGAACGUUGAAAUCUCAAGUUAUAUUUCAGAACAGUUCCUGGACAAAGAAGAAGAGUCAUUCGUAGCAGACAAGUUAAUGAUAUCAUCUGAAGUGGCCUCUUCUUACCUCUAUUCUGCUGAAUUGAUGAAAACUCGCAAUGUGGUACUUCAAAAGCAAAGUAGAUAUGCCACAUCAUAUAAUUUAAACAGAAAUUUUGAAGUGUACUUUCGAUUCAAAAGAUCAUUUGAGUGGAUUUGUAAUAUUAAUUAUCGAUCAACACAAUCGUAAGACAUUUCAGUCACACCAAGAUGCCGGAUUUUGAAUGAAUUUCUUCUCAGUCUUUUGCGAAGAUUACACCCCGUAAAAAUGACCACUUAAGAAGUGUGAUCUUUUCAAUUGGUUUUCGAUGGUCUUAUAAAUUCAAAUGUAGUCUAUGGAAAAGUGCACAAAAAAAUAUCUUAUUCUACUAAUUUGAUAGCAAAUUACGUCUCCUUUAAACUUUGUAUUUAAAAAAGAUUACCUUCCGGUUUUUAAAGACUUUUUAAGUUUUCGAAGAAUUUUUAAACCCAGCUAGUCAUCGAAUUUGCAUCCGGGGUUUUCAAACCAAAUGUUGUAUUUAGUACGUCAGAGGAACAUCAAACACCCUCCAGGCAGCUGGGAAGAGGUCAUAUAGAACUUAUGAAAUUGUGCAAUGUAUGUGUAGCAGGUUGUACACUGCAAGAGCAGCAUUAGUAAGCGUGAGGAUGCGAUGCCGUCUGAAUGUAAGUGUCACGGUCCUGAGAAAGUACAUAACAAGGAACUUUUAAGAAGACAAAAAUGCCCCUUUUUAAGUGUAAAAUCUAAAGUUGACGCAAUUUCCUACCAAAUGAGCGCAAGAAAAUUAUUCUUCUUCGUAUUUUUCUAAGAUAUACUUCAAUGUUUGAGGACUUUGAAAAUCCAUGUAAGAAUUUGUACUAUUUAAGCGGUCAUUUUUUACAGACCGCUGAAAAGAUGCUCUUUCAGAAGCCGGCAUCCUGAUGUGAAUGAAAUAUUUUGGAAUUAUGCCGCACGAUCAUUGCUAUUGCAACCUUAUUUGACUAGUCUUUUCAGAUUGAAAACAUACUUCAGAAUAUCGGUUAACGUUCCAUGAGAUAGCACAUCCACUGUAAAUCUCAGAUGUUCCUGACUAUGCACCCUUUAAACUCCUAAACAUCCGUCCAGGAACCAACGUAUUCGUCGUCAAUGAAAAUCCUCAGAAAAUAAACAUUUUUCCGUAUGAGACUACUCGUAAUUGGCUUUCUACUAGAAGCCAUGCUGCAAAAGCCGCAACUCUUCCAGCAAUAAACUCAAAAUUGGCAUUCCGCAGUGCAGAUAGUGCAUGUGCGGUCGUCAAGACAAAUGUGAUAAAAACGGUCCAUAGUAAUUUCGGCCCCACGUUUGUAGAAAUUGAAUAUAUUCUGGAAACUGAGGUUGAUGGACACCUAUCAUUGCCUCAUGUUCACAUAAGUUGGGAAGCUGAUGGACCCUAGCAUACGUUAGUUGGCCACAAAGACACAUCUUAUGAUGUCAUCCUACUUUACGGGGCUUUGUCAGCAGCUCGAUAAGUUGGAUCAAAACCCAGUGCAGCGACGAAGAAAACCAUUGAGCAGAAACAGAAGCGCUUUUCACAUUUUCCCCGUAGUGUAUGCCCUCUCGAUUUUGGGUAUGUAUACAUAAGGCGCAAAAAGUCUCCCGUUUGACGAACGUGCAUUUGUACAUUCCCCAAACAAGCUUUAAUGAUUGUACUGGUGGGCAGAGUGGACACCUUUUCAGUUUUUGAGAAGUUUUCGUUCCCAAACAAGGGACCACGCCUGCAACCAAGGUCAGGUGCCAACCCGGGUCGAUGUAAGUCAGAAGUGCCGGCUCUUGGGAAUCAUACAAUCUCAUUCUUGCUUCCUUAGAACAGCCAUGUCUUUUUCUUUCUAACUUCAGUAUUCGGUUCCUUCUUAUGCACUGUACUAGGGUAUCCUGACAGUUUACGCCGUUCGUGUAGUUUUGACACUUCGUCUUUUGUUAAGCCAAAUUGCAGGAAUUUUUUUGCCAUUGUGCUCUUCGUAAUCCAGACUUAAUUGUUUUCAUACACUCGACACUCACCUUCCUGCUCUAUCCUCUACCCUUAAUCGGGUGAUUUUUAGACAUGCCCGUUUUCCCUCUAGUGUUUUUGUACCACGUUUGGUGUUUUUUUUAUUUAUUUUUUCCCAGUUGAUACCAUAGUAUGACCUAAUUUUACAACAAUCCGACACUUUGUUGCUUAAGUUUCAUGGUCGUUGUCCGCCCCUUUAUUUGGAUCCAGUUACUCGGAAGUUGAUCCACUUUUGCUUUAUACCAGAUAUUUCCGCUCAUUUUCCUGAGUAUUUCGAUUGAUUAUUACAAAAAUCAACCCUCUCCUGGCCCUCCUCCUUCCCGUUCUGUUUUUUUCCAGUUUCUGCCGCCGAUGAUGCCGUCCGUAAAUUGUACCAUUUUUUAACCACGAAGGAGAACUACAGUCCAUUUGUGCGACCUGUGCUGCAGCACGAAUCGGCCGUGCUUCUGUUCAUGAAUCUCACUCUCGUUCAAAUUCUGGAUGUUGUAAGUCUCCGCACCCACCCGGCUGUGAAUAGUCUUCAUUAAGCUCUACUACUGAUAAUCAGAUAUUAAAAAACAAUAAAAACACGCAGUCACGAGUUAUCAUGUUUCGUAUGCAUAUCCAGAACAAAGAAUAGAAGGUGUACAGGUGCAUUAGGCAUGAGUAGUUUCCCCUUAGGUAUUUAUAUACAUGCAUAUUAACAACAUUUUGUUUUUGUCUCAUAGGAUGAAAAAAGGCAAAUUAUUGUUUUGAACGCCUGGGUGAAUCUUGUAAGUCGCUUGUUCGACCAUUUUGAGUUUAUUAUUUUCUGAUAGGACUGAAGGUGAAAAAGGAGACACGACCGCUGGGACAAAAGCUUUACUCGCCUGACGUUUCGGAUUCCUGCUUGAACCUAUCGUCAGAGACAAAAGAAGAUACCCGUAUCUCCUUUUGUGUCUGAUGAUUGGUUCGAGCAGUAAUCCGAAAUGUCAAGCGAGUAAAGCUCUUGUCUUAGCGAUCGGGUCUUCUUCUUCAUGACUGCUUCCUGGGACUCGUCUCUUCGUUUCUAUUACAACUGAAGGCCUCGUAAAGGCGUUUGGCCGAAGUGGUUGGAAAAGUUGCAUGCAAACAAAAUGAUCAAUGAGUGAACAUUGCAGUCACUGCUUAGACGUGAAACGACCACAAGUGUGUUCGAAAAUUCCCCCGGAAGGUUUUCUUUCGAUAAACGACAUGUCAGCGAAGACAAUGCGGGCUCUUGUCAUCGUGUACUCAUACGUAGAAACGACUUGUUUUAUACCAAACUCAUUGAGCUCAGAAGGGAAAUAUCAAAUAACCGUCCUUUUUGAAACAUGGAUACACAGCAGAAUUUAUUGGUACCAACAAACUUCGUGACGGCUUAUCAAGCGUAACCUGUCACUGCAUAACAGAGAUAACGGAUGAGGAAUAUGUAGAAAUUUGAAUUUCCACAGAAAAAAUCAAUGCAAAACAGCAAAAUUAUAUAUCUCGGCUUGCAUAUGUUUGUCCCACGACGACGUAGAUUGGCACCCAUUUGUUACACAUGUUUUUGGAACUUUUCUACCUUUAUUCUCCAAAAUUAGCCUGUGACGGAAACUGUGGCUGCCACUUUUCUUGCAGGAGGCUAAAUGCUCAAAUAACCGCAGAGGGGGAUUUGAGUAACUUUUACUAAACUUUCUUCUGGAUAAUUAGUUCGGGGUAUAUCAUACCCUAAAAUAAACAAACUUUCCUCGCAAAGAUAUACUCUCUGAGUACACAAAUUACACUGAAUCCUACUACCGACAAAGGCAAGGGAGACUGGAAUGGCCAUUUCUGGUUUAUUAGCGGUCGCCAGCCAGCCACACCGCACACCGAAACGUGGAACACCUAGGGCUUGAUCCCGCGACCUGUUAAUUAGGAGUCCAACGCCUCUAAACACCGAGCCACGGGCUCGUUGUCCUGUCAGUUUAGAUCGGGGUUGGAUACGACUGGCUGGCGAAGGCUAAUAGGCCAGAAGUGACCAUUCCAGUCGCCCUUGUCUUUGUCGGUAAUAUCAUCCUGUCUAUGUCAUGCGCCGCUGUGCGGCUGCUGGGUGGGCUCGAGAGAGAAUCCGCAAGGCACGACGGGACGCGUGAGUUCCGUAAGAACGAUCGGUGAGCACCCCUUUACCACCAAAUUACACUUUCACUUAUUAACCUGCUCGUGGCGUUUUGCAAGGUUCUGAUCGACAGUCUUCCAAACGUCAAAGUCAAUCUUCGAGCGUCUUCUCUUCAAAAAUUAUUUAACUCCCAUUUAUACAGAUGGCUGGCACAUUUGAAUUUUUGUCCAGUUUGAAGUUAAAGUAGCUGGUGAGGUCAUCGUCCUCCUGCAUUUAACUAACAGAAAUACUCCAGUAAGCAUAUUCUAAACUAGUUUUCUGGUUGUGUGUGCUCCACACUUCUCGUUCCAAAAGGCAGAAUGUCAUCCUCAGGGCUGCCACAAUUCUUGUUAUUUCACCUAAACAGCUUAUCAUGCCAAAAUAUACAGACUUGGGAUAAGAAAGAACGGAAUAUAGUUCAGUCUUCACGGGCGACAAGCGGGGCUACAAAUCGGGGAACGGACACAGAAAAUCAGCAGCGAAUGACCAUAGGCUAUUUGCUAGUGUCCGUGUUGAGAUUUGGCGAAUAUACUCAUCAAUCUCAUGAAAUGGAGACCGAAAUUUUGAAACGCAUUUUCAGUUAGGAAGGAUUGAUCAAGUAGGGGUUGUAAUAUUGGUUAUCAUACGAUAUGACGCUUUCAUAUUUCGGACGCGCCAGGACGUUGGCUUCCGAAUCCACUCCUUUUCGAUUACCUGCAAUAACCGCACUCGGAAAAAUGACUACUUAGGUAGCAUGCACUUUCCCUAUUAGAUCUCACAGCCCUUAUAAAUUCAAAUGAAUUUUGUGGAAGACAUCUAUAAACAUUUAUUUUCUUUUAAUAAUUUGGUAGAAAAUUAGUUUUCUCCAAUUUUUAUACUUGAAAAAGGGUAUCUAUCGGCUUUGAAGGAGCUUCUAAUUCUGGAAUAAGUUUGAACUUGAUUUGCCGUUGCAUCUGAGCUUUGUGAGUGAAUGUAAAUGCUGCACAAGUUGGCCGCUCUAUUAACCAAUUCAUGCAUAAAUCGCCACUAUCGUACCUACUCCGUGGGACACACGGUAGAUGUUGUCGCUUGCGAUGAUCGGACUGUGAUGUAUCCACAUAUGUAUAUAUGUGCUGGAAAACGGGCAUCCCAAGAAAUUUAAUUGAAAAUAAGUAAGAUUCUUUGGGAAGAGAGUAACCUUUAGUGCGUAAAUUUUCGAGUCUAGUUCCCCUGCUCGUCGUCAGACCUUCGGGUUAUAUACAAAACAGUUAACUAUUUAACCGUGUCGAGCAGUGAAUUCUAUGGUUGGCAGAAGCCCGCGCCUCUGCGCGUAAAUGGUUUUUCGGCAUCCCCUCGGCAUUGGCUGCGUUCGCUUCUACUUGUCCUUGAGAAAUUUGUAUGUGGCAUCUAAGCAUAUGUGUAUAUGCUUACUGUGUUUAGGCAGUCCGAGAACAUUAUUUUAUUCAUUUAAGAACCUUUCAAUACUAUGAUUUUCCGCCUAUGCUUCAAAUUUUGCUUUAUUAACGUCCCACGAUGACACUUUCGAUGGAUGAAAUCAAUAACGAGCAUGAUAAAAUCUUUCAUUUCCGUACUCCUUCGCAGGACUGGAAGGAUCACAACUUUGUAUGGAAUCCUCUCGAGCACGGAAACGUCACCUCUCUUCACAUAUCUUCGCAAGACAUUUGGACUCCUGACCUAGUUCUCUACAACAAGUAAUUUUAAUGAAAAACCGCCUUGUCUUUUGAUUUACGGCAAACCUUGCAGGUUGACGGUAGCAUCCUAAAGAAUUACAUUGCUGUAUUUGUUAAAAUAGUGCCUUUCUGGUGUUCAGAUGCGCAUCGAAGCAGUCUCUAUACAAAGCGUCUUAUUGAAUGUGUCUGAGCAGUUUUUCAAUUUUAAAUCGAAUGCAUUUUACGAGUCCGACUUGUCGGCAAGACGUGAUGCAUCAAGAAGCCCCCUGACUGCGGGCCCCUUGAACCAAGUUAUGGUUUUGCGUAAAUACGAAGAAAUCUUCUCACUUGUUGGCAAUCAUAACUGUGUGAUAAUUCGCUCAUUAACUUCCAUGUGAAACCUGGAGGGAGAGUGGACAGACUCCUUUUUCUAGUCAACACCUUGUCUAAAAGUGCGGGUUCUGAAGAAGUGCUUGGACUUGGCGCACGCAUUCAUAAGUAAUUAACUGCUAACUAGCGAGAUGUUAGUUCACUCAAUUCUAAACCGCACCAUCCAACUGACCAUCCACCACCCCGGCAGUUUUCUUAAUGAGAUUUCACUUUACUUGCAUCUCGCUGUUGUUCCGUAACUUAGUCUUCUUAGGCCUUUCAGGUGUUCAGAUGCGCAUCAAAGUAGUCUCUAUGCCAAGCGUCUUAUCGAAUGUGUCUGAGCAGGUUUUCAAUUUUAACUCGAAUUGAGUCUGACUAGUCGUCAAGACGGGAUGCAUCAAGAAGCACCGUGACUGCGGACCCAUUGAAUCAGGUUAUGGCUUUACCUAAAUACGAAUAAAUCUUCUCACUUGUUGGCAUCCAUAACUGUGUGAUAUUCCGCUCAUCAAUUUCCAUGGGAAACCUAGAGGGAGAGUGGACAGACUCCUUUUUCUAACCAACACCUUGUCUAAGAGUGCGGAUUCUGAAGAGGAGCUUGGGCUUGACGUACUCAUUCAUAAAUAAUUUACUACUGCCAAAUAACGAGAUUUUAGUCCACCUAACUCUAGACCACACCAUCCUGAAGUUUUUCUAAUGAGAUUUCACUUUACUUGCACCUCGCUGUUGUUCCGUUACUUACUCUUCUUAGGUCUCUGCGUGUUGAUUUGCCUGUAUAAAGAUGCCUAGCAAACUGAUCUGCUUUUUUUGAUGGUUGCCUCCGUUUUCGCCCGGAUGUUUUGAUCGCGCAAACAUUCUUAUCCGUUAUCACUGCCGUUUAAAUAGUCGUGGUUCAUAAAAAUAAUAUUUGUCUAAUUUCUAGAUGUCUUGACAUAUUUAAAUACUAACACUUUCACACUCUUCAUACUUUUUAUUUUGUUGCAACGGCUUGCUCCUACUAUUUUCUGCUGAAUACCAUCCUUCUUCACCACGCCUCAGUUGUCAUGCAGUCGGGUGCUCGGGUUCUGAUCGUUCUGACUUGAUGGUGCCGAAGUCGCCUGAUCGUUAUAUCCCGAACAGCAUAUAAACAAAACAUGAACGCUGACCUAACUGAUAGGUUAUAAUAUCCAGAUCCUCGAUGUAAGUACCAAUCAUAAUUCAAGUUCUAGACGUUGUUUAACAUACUACGGCCCUUAGGAGAGAAUAUUCAGAAAACGAAUCCAUAUUGACGUAAAAGUGGUCCCGGUUUCUUUCAUGUUUAUUUUCAUGGCUUCUCCCUUCAGUGCUGGUGGAGAUUGGGAUUUGGCUGGUUCUUCCACAACCAAGGUCUUCGUCAGCUACGACGGUACUAUUGUCUGGCGACCGCCCAUCAUCUUCAAGAGUCAGUGCGAGAUCGAUGUGGAGUACUUUCCUUUCGAUAAGCAAAAUUGCUCUAUGAAGAUUGGUGCAUGGACCUACGAUGGCUUGCUCAUUGAUCUGCGUCAUACCAGUCAGAAGACCAACAUUCAGACAACGUUCGACAAUUGUCGCAGCCACAUCGACUACGCUAUCGAUCUCUCGCAGUUCACGGAUGAUGUGGAGUGGGAUCUGACCAGUGUCUCUGCCCGCCGUAAUGUGGAGUUCUAUCCGUGCUGUACUCCGCCCUACCUCGACAUAACCUUCUACCUCGGCAUGCGACGGAAACCCCUCUUUUUCGGGGUCAAUCUAAUAUGCCCCUGCAUAUCCAUUUCCGUCCUCACCGUGCUUGUUUUCUACCUGCCAGUAGACAGUCGCGAGAAGAUCUCCCUCAGCACCUCCAUUCUGAUCGCUCUGACGGUUUUCUUUCUGCUCGUAUUCGAGAUCUCUCCACCCACCAGUCUGGUCGUGCCACUCAUUGUCAAGUUCCUGCUCUUCACUAUGGUCCUCAUCAUCUUCUCCACCAUCGCCACAAUUUUGGUGUUGAACAUUCACACCCGCUCACCCGACACACACACCAUUUCGCCCUGGGUCCGACGGGUCUUUAUUGAAUUUCUGCCCAAAAUCCUGUUUAUCAAGGCGCUGGAGAGGAGCACAAAGUCGUUGGUAAGUGGGGACUGAAAUGGCAUAUAAUUACUGUGUAUAGUUACCAGAAAGUGCCUGCCUGCCUGCCUCUUUGUAGUCACCGGCCUAGCGGAUACGGCCCGAAGUCACUUAUACACUUCACCAUAUAGAUGAUAAAUUCCCAUUCAACCGAUGCUAAAAGAGCACCAACAUCUUGCUAGUUAUACAUCUUUACAGAAAAAAGUGCUGACAGGGGAAAGAGAGGCUGGGAUGACCAUUUCUGGCUUAUUAGCCAGGACAAGCAUGUCCGUAAUCCGAUUGGUGGACAAAAUUUCAUCGUAGUUAAUAUUACCAAUCGCAACCGACAGAACGAGGGGCCUGUGGUUCAAUGUGAGAACGUCUGGAGUAACGUUCAGCAGCCCAAAAAUCUGCAUUCGAAUGUUGGGCUAUGCAAACCUCGGGUUGGGUAUGGCUGGCUGACGACAGCUAAUAAGUCAGAAGUGUUCGCCCUAGUCUCUCUUGUAAUAAUUCUUUACGCCCUUCUCUGGAUAUGCUACUGGUAGCCAUGGGACUACCUUCGUGGGUUUCGGACCGAACCCAAAAGCACAACCAGGCGAGCAUGCCUCGUAAUCUGAUUCGUGGGCGCAAUUAUCGCGAUGGUUGACCACUUAACUUGAAUAUACGCCAAGGCUUCAACAGAAAUGUGUUGCCAACCUACUCGGAACCUUAAAAAAAUGCAAAAUGAACACAGCGGUCUAUGUUUUGGAAAUCGACUCAUUGAUUUUGCGUUCAAGAAGUCAUCCUGGCCAGGAAUUCGCGCGAAAUCUAACAUAGCUUUUAUUAUAAGUGAUCAGCCAUAAGCUUGAAAGCUGGAGAUGACGAAAGGGAUUGGACGGGAAAAUCAGAACGAAGGAGCACCCUAGAGUUAAACUUUAUUCACCUUACAAUUUGCGUAUAGGGGUUGAAAUGCGUAAAUGAACAGCAACUUAUGAAGUGGAAUGGAUCGCGACAAUAAAUCAAAAUGUCAUUCCCCCGGCGGUCAAAAGGGGGAAAAGGGGGGGUUAGAAGUAUGGCAAGUUGGUUGUGCCGACUUACAGUUGAGGAAUUUUAAACGUCUGUUGUGGCGUCGGCAUCGGUAAACAGAUUAUUUAUCUUGACCCAACUGUGAGAAACACAGCGACCUCGGUGAGAUCCGAACCCACAACAGCAAAGAAAAGGCUUAAUUACAGCCAACACUCUAGCCACUUGGGCUAUGAGUUCCGGUCGAGAACCGUAAGUUUGUUCACGCAGCCUACUGCAACGUAUGUAAGCUACCAAAUCGGCUAUAGUAAGCAGACUACCCGAGCAGGAUUUUCUGAGUUAACCAUCUAGCAAACGCUAGAUGACUAAUAGGCCCUCGUAGUCAAAUGUUGUUUAUGCAGUCUGGUUAAAGGACAUUAUUCAAAAUCUGCCAAAACAUCUAGUAAAAGGGUCAUUAUUAUCGCCAUCACUGCCGUUGUUAUCGUUGUUUAACUAUCGUUUCCAUAUUAGGUACAUAGACGGAUACUUCAACAUUCUACCUGUCAUGAGAAUCGAAUUCACCCUUGUGUGUCAUCACGAAAAAGUGGAGUGGGGGCUUCGAGCAAGAGUAUGGGUGUUUCCAGAUGAAAAUUUAAAAAAUCGAUUUCCCCUAUGUCAUAAGUGAGCCGUAGACGAGGAUAUCGACUAACUGUCCCUAGUGUUUGACAGGAGCUAUUGCAAACCACGAGUAGCACAUCCGGCACGAAUCCAAGGGGUAGCAGCAAACAUUCCCAAACUGAGAGGUGACCCAGUAGGGGCUCUGACGUUUUAAGGCAAAGAGCGACCGCUGUUCGACUAGAGAGAGAGAGAAAGCAUUCGCCCCGGAUAAAUACAUUAUUUCGACGGCUCACAGCGUUUUGGACUUUGCUUUAGAAUGAUGUUUUCUGCUACUUUAUUUCGCUUGCUGAGGAAAUUAGGUGCUCUCGUUUUCCGCGACCCUGUUGUAUUGUAAGACAUGAGAUGUACUAUCUCAUCAAAUGGUAACCGAAAUGUUGAAAUAUUUAUUUGAUUCAAAAGGACUACUUAAGCAGGGUUGCAAUGUUAAUUGUCGUACAGCACAGUUCUAGGAUACUUCAGACAGGUCAGGACGACGUUCCUGAAUGAGCAUCUUUUCGGCCGUCUGCAAAAACUACACUCUGAAAGAAUGACCAUCUAAGUAAUAUGAAUUUUUUAUAUUGAUAUUGGGUGCCCUAUGAAUUCAUAUAUGUUUUAAAGAAAACGCGCGCAAAAAUAUUCUUUUUUUCUAUUCAUUUGAUAGAAAGUUACGUAGUCUUCAGAGUUUAUGCUUGAAAGAGUGUCUUUUGGUUUUUGGAAAGUUUUUUAAUGUGAAUUUUUAAGACCACGAAAUAUCCAACCAUACACCAUCGCAGCAGUACGUAACUUAAUGUUGCUCAUAAAGUUGACAACAUGGUCUGCAUCAAUUACGGAAUUUUAUGAGUGUUGUAUGACGUCUUCCCCAUAGCGCACAGAAAUGUACGAUUUUCCCUACCCGGAAAAUGUGAAGCUAGUAGUUUGGAAACCCUAAAUUCAACUGUUACGGUCGAUCUUGUCCUAAAUUAUUUCGGAAUUGGAAAAGUUCUUAGACCGAGGGGUAGCUAAUCAGCGAGUGUAAAGUUCGAAGAAGGCUUCUUUAGCUACCAAAUGAAUAAAAUAAACAAAAGUUUUGCCCAUGUUUGUCCUACAAAAUAUAUUAAAAUUUAUAAGGGCAUCGAAAUACUACGAGAAAAUUGCAUACUAUUUAAGUGGUCACUUUUUAGAGAGUGUAGUUUAUGCAGAGAGUCAACAAAAAGCUCGUUCGAAAGCUGCCGUCCUGACGGGACCGACAUAUGUUGGGAUAAUGUUACAUGACAAUUAAAAUGACAACGCCACUUAGGUAAUCUUCCUGAACUGAGAUCACACUUCAUGAGAUAGCAUAUCUGGUGUACGUCCACAAUUAUUCUUUACUUUUUAGGAGUACCAAAACACUUGUUUUUCCGACAAGGAGGAGGAACCGCUUCUGGAGAUCUCGUUUUCACCGGAGUUACUCAAACAACCGACGGCUCUAAAGGGAGUUCUAAAUGGAAUUACAAUCGAGCAGUUGGAGGACUCAUUGGACAGAGUCCGGCGAAUUGUGGGACACUUUAGAAGACGUGAAAAGUGGGCCCAGGUACGUGGGAGUUGUAAAGAAACACGAAACACCUGUAACAGAGCUCGAGCACUCUUAGAAGACGUUAGAAAAUGCGAAGGUUUUAAUUACCUUCGCAAAUGGAUCAUUUUCGUGAGGAAAACACUUUAGUCGGAGUUUGUGGACUAAAUCUGUUUCCGGUGUAUUUCCGCACACAUCAUAAAAAUGCCUGUUUAGCCACUGUGUCUCACCGGUGUAAAGCACUGACGGCAACAUCGGCGCUUUCGAUGUUGAAUAAUGAAAUUAAUUCAUAGGAGUUUAGCGUUUAACGUCCUAACUGGAAUAUGAACACUUCUCUCGCUUUUACCCCCGAAAAUUACGAACAGGCAGCAGUGAAAACUAAUGACAGAUGAAGAAAUCGAAGAGUAGCUGAAAGAGCAGUCAUGUCAACUUGAAGAAGUAGACAACUUCAAUUGCAUAUGGACGGAGCUGUGAUCGGAACGACCGAGUUGUCUCCCGAAUCGAUGGUGCACGCAGGGUUUUUUGCAGUCUUAAGAAGGUGUUUAUAGACCUGACGCACUAUAUACAUCACUCAAGGAUCCGAUUGUAGCAGACCUCCGUCCAGAGACUUAUCCUGUGCGGUUGUGAAUGCUAGGCUGUGCGCGUAGAAGAUGAGCGACAACUGGAGUUGUUUAACAACUGCUGCCUGAGAACUAUCCUUUGAGUGAGGUACACUGACUUGCUUUCAAGUAAUACAGUCCGCGGCCAGAUGUGGUUAUGCAGCCACACCUGAGUUAAGUAAACCCCGGCCACCUCUAAUACGGGACCGGUGGUAAUAGGGGGCUUUUACAGGUGGGACCGGGGAAGGCACAGGCGACGAGGUCAAGUAGUUGUAUGCAAAAGAAAAACUACUGGGAAUGCGCGGUUGUAAUUUGGGAGGUUAAAAAAUAGUUGCCCUAACCCCUUGCCGUAACCCCUCACCCUAACCCCUAACCCCAACCUCAACAGUAUCGUGUCUAUCAGGUGGGGCUACAUAACCACAUCUUACCCAGUCUGCACUCGCUGUAACAACAUGGUGAAGAUAUCUCCGCUCGUUCAAAAAGACGGCUGAGGUGGCUUGGUCGCGCUCUUCGUCGACGCCCCGCGAACUCAGUUGCCCUCGAUCCGGCGCUGUUGCCCGUCGGAGGGCGUUAAAGAGGAGGUCAGCUCAAAAGCGGUCUUGAUACAGUUCGCUAAGACAUGGGGGUGGUUCUUGGACCUUUGAUAUUUGGUUGCCGUCGUUGGAGGACAGACCGAGCGCAGCAAAUAUCGUGCAUAGCGAUACAGUUCGCGACAAAAUUUUGUGAAACAUGACCAUGACUGCACCAAGUGCAAGCACAAUUCUCUACCAUCGGCGGUAUAUUCAUCUAUCAAUUAUGCAAAGGUUGUAAGCUUAGGUGUGCCAAUGCAAUUGGAGACGAGCUGUUAUUUCAGCUGGCUGGCUGUUGUUGGUUUAGACAAAAUUCCGAAGACAUAGUGCCACCAAACACAGUCUGAUCGAAACAAAUGCGAUUCUUCUUAGGUUUGUUGGAAAGAGCCCACGCGCGUUAUCCGUGCAGCCCCCCUCUUAGUUAACUUGCCUAACUACAGAGUAGGGAAAAAGGCUCAUAAGGUAUGCGUUCAUUCAGUAAAAAAUCCUCAGUGACUUAGAAGCCGACCAAGAUGCAUCGUGCAAAACAUCUAGGUAUAAAUUUGGCGGUCGUCGAUUUAGGGAGGGAGUAAAAAGGGGUUGUUAAAUGUAGUACUAAGCUUAUCAGAGUUAAUAGUUUUUUUGAGAUUAGCGAGAAUUUCGAAAACACGAAACUACGUGUCAAAUUAAUAAGCGUAGUUUGUGGAAGUAGAACUAGUGGGCUAUCUCAUGAAAUGUUGACCGAAAUUCCGAAAUAUGCUUGCGAUUAGAAAGAAUAGGCCACGAAUAGGCCUUUGAUAAGUUAGGGAACCUUUUCUUAUGCGUUCCCUUCCAUACAAGAGCCUUGCCAAAGUGUUUCGCAGACGAGUGUCCACGUCUUUCGUCCUUGCUGGGGGGUGAAGUUGGAGUUCAAAUUAAGGCAUUCCACUCGUUCACUCACACACGCCCGACAAUGGUUUUGCAGCAAACGGAAAUUCCUUCUUCUAUUUGUUGUAGAAACGUUUGCGCCAACUUGCUUUAUUCUAUGAUUACAGUUGUAUUGCCAAACAAAUAUAGGAAUGUUUCUCAAGCAACUAAUACAGUACCUGUUGCCUUUAUAAAUUGCUGACUAGCAGAAAAAAAAACAAUAUGUGGUCGAACGAACGCCCGCUCCGACCGAUAGCCGCAGUAAUGCUUUUUGUACAUGUUACUUAUGAAAUAUUGGUUACUACAUUCCGAAACGGACGCCAGUAGAGUACAUUUGUAGUUGUAUAUUUUGUUGACAGAGACCCUGAACUAAGCUCAUAAGACUGUCAUUUACUCACUUCUCAAUCACCAACUUCUAUCGGUAGAACUAAAACCAACAAAUUUUAACAGUGUUGACAAGGAAAAUGUCGGGAUAGACUGACAGGGUGAGUUCGAUGUUACCGAAACAUCGUUGACCACCGUUAAAGAAUUUCAAACUGCAAGACCCAGGAAGGAUAAGUGGAGAUAUCACGAAAAAUUAACGACCUCGUCUUUCCAACCACAUCAACCAAGCUAAACGACGGCAAGUCUUCCGUGUGCCUGAAGCUUGGAAGGACCUGUCCUAUAUCCCCUGUCGGAUGCACUGUAUCAAAGGAGGAAGAGAGUCCACUUCGCCUAGAAAGUGGCGUCAACCGACCUGACUUUAUUGUAGUACGAUAACAUCCGUCCCUGAGUCCCAGAAAUCAGGCAAUCUCAGAGACGUUAGUGUUUGCUUUUUUCGUCUGCUCGGAGGCAGGCUUAGGUUCGACGUUGGCAAUAGCCAGUUUGAAUUUUUUUUACACAUAAUGAUCUGACGGUUCAAAGAUGUUGGCUGUCCUUUCAGUCCCCCUGUGUAUCGUGCUCUUCUUAUUCCUGCCCGCCAUCUCUGUUUAUAAGAUUGGAAUGGCAAAUCUCAGCAUCAACCCCAGACGUACUGCCUAUGCCUGUUUGAACGUCUUUGAUGAUUAUAUCGGAACGCCACCUCCAUUAUGCAUUCCAUUCUGUUGCCAUUUAGGUCCGGUCUGAAUGGAAAUACGUAGCCUUCGUCAUUGACCGCCUGCUUCUGUGGAUUUUCGGUGGAACGCUACUUAUCGGUUAGUUUCACCACCGUUGCUCCGUCACCUCUGAAUCAUGUUCUCUGACUAAUCGAUUUUAAUAGGGAAAACGGGAUAAUCUACCCCGCAUGUCAGGCCUAGGUGACUAUCGAUCGAUUCCCGCGGUUGGCAUAGUUGACUGCUUAGUUUAAAGUUUAGGCCGAGAAAGCAUGGGACCCAUCUUGCUGUCAAAAAAUUCCAAUCGAAAUUUCUACCCAAGCGAUUUUUAAACUACUAAGUGGUGUUUAUAAUCCUUUUGCCAUGGGGACGUUUGGAGAACACUGAACCGGUAAGGCAACGUCCAAUCCAGGUCUAACAGACUUACUUGUCUACAGACCCAAUUUCAUAAACCUAGAAUAGAUAAAAAACGUCCUUCUCUGUAUGAAACGCGAUGCUUUUUUAAAAAAGGCUGGAUUUGUUGAAGUAAACAAAUGUGAGAACAUUUCUAAGACCGCCUCCCGUCGCCACAUAGUAUAAGAAGCAAAUGAGAGGUGGGUGGAACUUUUAAUGAAUCCAGAAGGUCAAUAAGAAGAAAUGGCAACGUCAAAGUUCGAAAGUCUGCCUAAUCAAUGAAAACGUGCAGGAGAGGAAGAGGAAAGAGAGGGUUGCAGUUAGUUUUCUCAGGGAACAAGAAGAGGUUUCAGCUAGCGAACGAGAACAUAUAACAGCGAAGCCAGCUUAACAGGAACGUAAAUCCGCGCACCCUUCCUCGAGUUCUCCGGUCAGUUGGCUGACCCUGGGCACCUUUAUUCCUCUGCGAACCACGUUUUAUCUCUCAAAGACUCGUUCGUCCUUUUACCAGACACCCUCCCCUGGUGAGCCUGGGUCAUUUUGUCCAGGAGGACGUUCAAAUCAUGCCUUCCAUCUGCUAUUGCAAAAAUGUCAUCAACACAUCGAGCAUAGGAAUAAAUAUCCUUUGUAAUUGGAAGAACUGUUUUUUUUCUGCAGUUUUACCAUGAAGACAUCAGUUAGUAGAAGUUCAUGAGUUUACUCUAUCGUUAUGUUGUCGAUCUGGUGGAAAAAUUGGCCAUCAUAUAUGAGUUGAACAUUUAACGUGCAGCGAAAGAACAGUUGCUUUCGGUCUCCGAGCGGAAUGCCGAUUGGGAAAUCUUGUCUUACAAUCUCAUCAUGUUAAUAUUCACUCGUUUCCGUGAGAGGAAGAUUAAUGAACAAAAACGCAAUAUCUGAGAGCAACAUUGUUUCCUCACUGCAAUUUGCUUUAUUUAUACCUUCAUGUUGAGGUGAUUGAAUAUCAGAGCGGGCUAGCGACUGUCCUGCGGGGCGUAAAUCGCAUCUUCUCCCAGGACGUCCGUGAGGAUCAGUGCGAUCCGUGUUCUUUACUCUUUAUUCCACUUAUAUGACCAAUUAGCCUUGUUAAGCUGAUAAAAUCGUACGAGUCCAGCUAUUUUUCCAAGUGUCGUUACCUCACAGGCACACAUGGUUUCUAUUUUAGGAAUGUUGAGCAUAUUCCUGCAGUCCCUUACGCUCUUUUCUUCGGAACAACCUCUCUCAGCGGCAACCGUUCCUCCAGCCGACAGAAUCAAUGUCACGCGACUGUCCUGCGAGACGAAGAAUGUUUAG
Spirometra erinaceieuropaei is the source of this 19114-nucleotide messenger RNA. The record is from the annotation of a GenBank genome assembly. Lineage: Eukaryota; Metazoa; Platyhelminthes; Cestoda; Diphyllobothriidea; Diphyllobothriidae.